Messenger RNA from Ostrinia furnacalis (Asian corn borer), 4855 nucleotides. Its product is annotated as autophagy-related protein 2 homolog A. The transcript is spliced from 26 exons. The record is from RefSeq and is a predicted model, not a curated record. Gene Ontology annotation, molecular function: phosphatidylinositol-3-phosphate binding; protein-membrane adaptor activity. Bases 108 to 4838 code for a protein of 1576 amino acids. NCBI's taxonomy places the organism in Eukaryota, Metazoa, Arthropoda, Insecta, Lepidoptera, Crambidae. Gene Ontology annotation, biological process: autophagy of mitochondrion; reticulophagy; autophagy of peroxisome. Gene Ontology annotation, cellular component: phagophore; phagophore assembly site.
AACGUCAUGUUUAUUUACGUUCGUAAGUCAUUCACACGCAAAUCACAAUAGUCAUUACGCACAAAAGUAUAAAUUCUCAGUGUGAUGAACAUAAUAAAGUGAUAAAGAUGGUUUGGUAUCUACCAUGGUCUGAAAGCAUAAAAAAAAGAGCCUGCAGGUACCUUCUCCAGCGUUACCUGGGCAAUUUUCUUGAAGAAAAAUUGACUUUGGAUCAGCUGAGUGUCGACCUGUACAAUGGCACAGGGACGGUAUGCGAUGUUAGCCUUGACUGCGAGGCCCUCAAUGAGUUGGGAGACACACAAAACUGGCCGUUGGAAAUAGUUGACGGUCAUAUGAGAGAGAUAACUGUCACUAUUCCAUGGUCCACCCUUCUCAAAGAUGACUCCAUUGUUGAAGUCAACGGCCUCUCACUUACCGUUCAGCCAAAAGUACGGCAAGAAGCUGUAUCAUCUAUGCUGGAGUCCAUGUGGUCCUCUAUGUCCUCAUCGAUGCAGCUGGCGGCUGAGUGCUUGCGUGAGGAAGACGGCCCGCAAGAGACCAACCCUGUGGAAGGGAUUGAAAUGUUUGCACAUACCAUAGAUUCAAUUCUAAGUCGAGUAAAAGUAAAGUUUGUAAAUACAAAAAUAAGAUUAGAACAUGUUCCUAAAAGUGGUGACAGAGGCAUUGCGCUAGAAAUACACAUUAAAAGCAUAGACUACUUUGACGAGGCUGGCGUGGAACCCACACCGGAAGCAACAGACCCUGACAAAUCUAAGACGUACAUCGUCGCCACAUACACAAACAAGAAGAUCAGAUUUGAAGGAGUCACAUUGUACACAGAUGAGUUCCCUUCAAAACUGCGAACUAUGGCACGGAGUCUUAUAAUGGAAAAGUCUGUGUCGUCACAAGCGGACAAAUCUGAUGGCUCCCCAGCUGACCCGUCAGAAGUUAACUACACAAGCACAGUGUCUGACGUUUUCUACGAAACUCGUAGCGUUAUAUCGACGAUAGAAUCGGACCCUAUCAAAGAAGUAUUACCUGAAAUAAGAACUCAAACGGAAAUUAAAGAGGCUACUCCAGAAGAAAGGGCCAACCAGCCCGAUCCUAUUCUCUUUGCGACACUGACAGGCCAGCAAGAAUUGGCGCUCAAAGUUAAACAUUCAGAAGAAGUGGAGGGGCCGAAAGUGGAAGUAAAGAUGCUUUUUGGUUCUUGUAUUGUGUUCAUAUCGCCGAGGCAGUUACAUACGUUGAUUGAGCUGAUAGAUGCUCUGAAUCAACCACAAUUAGAAGACACUAGCAAUAUACCGUUGCGUCCGAGCAAUAUCAACGUCCAAUGCAAGCCAAUGAGACAAGCUGACUUCCAGCUUAUAGAAGCCCAACUGCUCGGAAACUUGGAGAGACAGAACUUAAGGCCUAGCAGCAGCAAAUACGGCUGGUCGGGCCCUAGCUUUGACGAUAGCGACACAGAAAACGAGACAUUCCACCCGAUGACGUCACCAGGCAACAUGGCAGAGAGUUUCUCUUCCUCCGUGAGCUCUAUGAGCACCAGCAUGACUUCGAGUGUGAACAUGCCCUCAGUACAGCCACGCAUCAAACGUAACAAAAAAGUUCCUCACAUUGACGGUGACCCCACAGCAGAGGUGUCUCACAUCAGCUUCAGGGUUGCCUCACUAUCCUGUGUUCUUCUACAUAAGGAUAUCCUGGCCCCCACUCCCAUGGGUAACGACUGCAUCUCGCCGUCUUCCACCAACAAAAUGCACGACGUGGCCCGACAGUUCUUCGAGAGCCUACCGCCGUACGCUUUGGCCGACAGCGGCAAGAAAGACUUCGCUAUGGCCAAUGAGGCCAUAGACAAUGCUACGAAGAGAAACCAUUUGAGGCUAUUAACAUCUGAAGUGACGUUGGACGGCAGCGACAAGACAACAAGUCACGGCAACCAGACGGUUUGCGAAGCGUCCAUAGGGAGAAUGCUAGUCAGAGAGUGCCUGUACUCGCCAGGUGCAAGCAAACCACAGGGCUAUGACCUGAUACGGUUUGAAAACAAAGAUGACGAUGACAAAAAGAGUACGACUUCACGUGCUAAUGUCAGAAUAAACUUCAAACAGACGUCCAAAUACAUGAGGAUUUCUGGAGAGAAAAAACUUGUUCAUCCCACAACAGAUAUUGUUAUGAAAUGCACACCAUUCCACGUGGACGUAGACUUGACAGUAGUAGAGCGUAUGUCGGCGACGUUCUUGUGCGACAGCCCGCAGCCCGUCGGCGCGACACCUACCCAGCCGCCGCCACAGAACCAAUUGAGCUUCUCGCUGCAGUGCCCUAAUCUGAACGCCGUGCUCAGGUUCCCCGUAGCAGACCUACGACCGGGAAUAAACCGGGAACUACGGCAGGUCAGAGCCGACUACCUGACGUUCAAGUUCCAGAACGUCACCAUCGGCUCCCAACAGAUUCCGAGCGCGCGGCCGCUGCCGACCACUGUGACGCUCAAAACCUCCACUCUUGACUUGUACUAUCAUGAAAAUGACAGCCUACCACCAACGCACAUAGCUCGAUCAAUAAUGAGCGAUCCAAUGGAGGGGAACGUACUAAGCGGCAACGCCUUCGUUCCGAUUCCUACGAUCUCAAUGACGUUCAAGCCGCGCAAAGGCAAAGGCCCGUUCGACGGGUUGUCCGAUGAGCCAUCGUUCGAGCCAGCCGUGUCGAACCCGAUGACGACGUCCAUGUAUAUCAUGAACAACCUACACAACGCCAACCCUAGUCCUUUUAGCGCGAAGAAGAUGGCCCACCAGAGCAUUACGAAGCAUGAAAACGAUGCGCAACCAAGUCAAGAAGAGGAGCUCAUAGUGCCCGGCAAUGAAGAAGAAAUGGCGGAAUUCACAAGCAGUGCCAUAGAACAUUCCUCGAUACACCUCGAAUUCAACUUGCCGAUACUCAGUCUGCAGCUUGAAUCCAAACAACUGUAUGAAAUAAUCUACAACCGCAUCAACUCAGACCUACUGUUGUGGGAGCCGCACAUAGUUGAUCCGUACGAGAUCAACCCGCUGAUGUAUACAUCAAUUUACCCCGCUUUUAGCGAGUUUAAAAGCACCGGGUAUGGAUUGAAAGAUCCUACCUCUGCCGCAGAUUCAGACUCGGACAGUACGUCUUCGGAAGAAGAGAACCUUUACUACUCCACCUACGAUAAUAAGUUCAAGAAGGGACACGCGGCCGGAAAGAUCGUUCACGAGACCAAGGACACUCACGACUUCUGCCUGACUUUGAAGGUCGGGAAGGGGUUGUUGACGAUAUAUGCUCCUGUCAGGGACAGCAACAAACGCGUAGUCCCCGGCCAGAUGGGCGAGCUGGUGUUGGAGGCGCACAAACUGGCUCUGUGCCAGGUUAGCGGGCUCAACGGACGCCCCAAGACGGCCCAGCUGUGUCUGCGAGCGGGGAAGACUACUCUGUACCAUGAUUCUCUCAUCACAAUACCUUCGGAGAAACCUAACCUCCGCGUGUAUGGCAACAUCCUCCCUUCACACCUGAAGAGCACCAUUUACCCGUCCGCUAAGGGAGUCAUCAUCAAGGAGAACUUGAAGACUAAAGACAUGUUCUCUCUAGCGCUCAAGGUCGAACCGGACUCGGAAACGCCUAAUUUGAAGACGAUCUGCAUCGCGCUGGGCAUAGAGCAAGCAACGCUCCGCCAUAGAGGCGACAAAGGCAUCGCGUGGCUGACCCAGCUCAUGGACGUCAUAGAUGUCAUAGAUUACCCCGUGCCAGGGUACACGCCUUCCACUGUGCUAUCAGAACUACAUGUACACGUGUGGGACUGUGCGGUUGAUUACAGACCUCUGUACCUGCCAAUCCGUACCCUAUUGACUCUAGGCAACUUCAGCGUCUCUAGCAACCUGAUAGCAGAGACCAACACAUCCUGCCUGCGGUUCCUAGCCCAAGAAUGUACGCUAUUCCUGGCCCACCUGAACUUGAGCAAGCCUAACGCGCGCGUGCCACAGGACGAUGAUAAGCACCCAGACGUGAAUAAAGACUACGUUUGCGUGAUCGAUCUGGGACUGUUUGAACUGUCUUUGAGGAUGGACGAUAAGGAUAACCCUCAAAGCGAACAGCCUCAAGUGGACCUGAGUGCGUCCAACAACAUGAUCACUUUAUACACCUGCUGGGACUCCGCCUCGGCCCUAUGCCGGCUGCUGACGUACGCGGCCUCGGACGGCGACUCGCAGCCGCCCUUCGACCCCUCCUCGCGCCACACCAGCAUCUGCUCCGACCAGCCCUUGGAGCAGCUCGUGGGCUUAGAUGACCGACCAGUGGAGGAAAUCAGAGAACUGUCGCCGAACGAGAUCCAACAAGUCAACGACCUCAUGGCCGAAGCGAUGAAAGAAAGUCCAAAUACAACUCUUGAAGAAGACGACCUGAACAGCUCGACAGAGAAAGAGGGCGUAGAGAUAUUCUUCUUCCCAGACGAGUCCAACAUGAAGCAGCGGCAGAUUUCCGAGACCACUGAGGACUUUGAAGCCAAGUCUAUGGAGUACGAGGACUUUGCAGCGCCCGUGGAGGAAGCGAUGGAAGCCAAGCCUACCAACGUGCAGGUGGCCAAAGAGUUGGGCGACCCUAACUCCACGCCAAAGGCCUCGCCGAAGAAGCCGAAAAGGAAAAAGAACAAAUCGGGCGGCGAGGACGGCAACACAGACGACGAGUAUUGCAUCAUCGACUCGCAGCCUUAUAACGAGGACGACGACCUGGCUGAACCGAUCGUAACGUGGUUCUCGCCCGGACCCAUGUACAUUAACGAUAACCACUUCACGGUGCCCGCCGCCCGCACUAACGUGCUACAAGCGCCUAAGAGUUUCCCUUCGCCGGUAACGAGGUAAGUUUGUUACGAAGAAUA